Musca domestica (house fly) is the source of this 771-nucleotide messenger RNA. RefSeq lists its product as uncharacterized. Bases 92 to 742 code for a protein of 216 amino acids. The record is from RefSeq and is a predicted model, not a curated record. The transcript is spliced from 2 exons. NCBI's taxonomy places the organism in Eukaryota, Metazoa, Arthropoda, Insecta, Diptera, Muscidae.
UUUCAGAUGUUAAUUAGAAAUAUAUUAAAAAAAUAUUAUAUAUUAAUUUAAUUCAAAAUUCUCUGUGAAAAUUAAAAAAAAAAAAAUAGAAAUGGAUCGUUUGGAUUUAUCAAAAAUGGUUGAUAAGCAAAUCCGGCAGCAUUCCAAGAUUGACUAUUUCAAUUUGAAAUAUAUGAAACAAAAGCAGAAUGGAAGUGUAUCUCAUACGAAUCCAAAUGGAUCACAGCAUUCCUAUCAUCAGGGGAACAUUAAUGGGAUUUUUGCCCAUAUCUAUACCCAGCUUAGAGAGGCUAAAACAAAACCGAGGAGUGUUAUACCCCAUGUUGGAAAAUCUAAUAAAUAUAAAGCCGUUUACACCACACCGAACCCAAGUGUCACGAAGGAUGUUAUGAAAACCACGCAUGAGAAUCCAUUGAGUAAAACAUCUAAUAUUCCCCGUUUAAAAGUCCUCUGUGAUCACAAGGAAAAGAAACGUCGCCACAAUUCCAUACCAACCGUCGAUGAUGCUAAUAAUUUUGUGAGUCAAAAGCGUUUGAGUGAGCUGAAGCAACAGAAUGCCGUUUUCACUUCAAUGUUGGAAGAUCAACGCCAAAUACAACAAGAUCUCAGUACAAUUUCCAAGGAAACCUCCAGUAUGCGAAAUAAUUUAAAUGAUUUACACAAUCGCCUGAAUUGCUCAAUGAAAAUGCUGUCGCAAAACAAAACUGUAAAUGAACUGAAUUUGGCGAAUAAGGCGAAAUAAAUUAAAAUCGGAUUUAUUGAAAAUCUAAA